Molecule: messenger RNA, 3428 nt
Organism: Lineus longissimus
Lineage: Eukaryota; Metazoa; Nemertea; Pilidiophora; Heteronemertea; Lineidae
Product: sodium-dependent noradrenaline transporter-like
Exons: 13
Coding region: 413-2257 (614 amino acids)
Biological process (GO): sodium ion transmembrane transport
Cellular component (GO): plasma membrane
Source: RefSeq, a predicted model, not a curated record
UGUUGGAGCUUAUUAGCAUUCUAAUGGCUCUCCUAUAGGAAAAGCAUAUCGAAGUUGGUCAUCAGCGACUGGGGAAGCAAAAUAUUGUUUCGGUGCUAUCGAGUCGAAUGUGUCUCGUAUUUGAACGUUCUGGGGAAUCUUUUCCUUCUGGCAGGGCGUGUAGGAGUAUGCUGUCAUCAGUUUCCCGAGGUGAGGAGGUCGUUGGUUCGAGGUCAUAUGUAUGGCAGGCGGGCGAUUCAGCACGACAAUAAUCUACUCGAGUCUAAUUUACACGGAAACUAGGCUACUAAUUUACUAUAUUGGUUCAUUCUGUUGGGCACUCGCGUUGUCAAUACGCUGUACCGGUAUUGUGUGUAGGCCUCUGUGGUUACAUUUUAUGCAGUAGCCUCCGCGAGUGCAUGGCUUCAGCACCAUGGAAACUGAUCAUGAACAACCGAGGGGUAUCAGGGGUAGUUGGAUGCCCCGGACCGAUUUCAUAUUUUGUUGUCUCAGCUGGACGUUUUCUGUAGGACAUAUUUGGAGGUUACCUAACAUCAUCGCAAGUCAUGGAGGAGUUGUGUUCUUGAUCCCUUAUGCAUGUGCCAUAUUCGUCGUCGGAUACCCCAUGAUGUUCAUGGAGCUGAGCAUGGGCCAGUUCGCAUCAUCUGGCGUCGUGACGAUAUGGGAAUGCUGCCCCUUAUUCAAAGGUAUCGGUUACGCCGUGAUUGUGAUGCUCUUCCUUUCCCAAGUGAAUAUCUACGCGGCAUGGUCCUUGCACUACCUUGUCACAACCUGUGUCACCCCGACGGCCGAUUUUCCUUGGAGUACUUGCUUGAACGCCUGGAACACAAAUAACUGCGUGAAAAUUGAAUAUCGCCCUGACGGCAACUGGUCCGCCGACCCUGUUUGGCCCGACAAUGCAGUCAACCCUGCCGAUGAAUACUUCAGUCGAAACUUCCUGGAGUUUCAUCGUGUAACAGGGCUCGAGGACACUGGCAGGAUCCAGUUGGACCACUUGAUAGCCUUGGCAGUGGUGUGGGUGUUCGUGUUCUUUACACUUAUUGUUGGUCACUACUCCAUGGGCAAGGUUGCAUAUAUGACUACCAGCCUACCAAGUAUAUUCGUCAUUGUUUUGGCAGUUAGGGGAGCAACAUUACCAGGAUCUGUGACUGGUCUCAGAUACAUGUUUCAUCCGGACUUCGAUUUUAACCCCAUGGAAGCCAUUUCGCGAAAUAAAGAUGCUUAUGCAACUGUGAUAUACGAGUAUGGUCUUAUGUACGGUGUUUAUACUAUGCUGGGGAGUUAUAACAAACGAAAUUACAACUUUUAUCGGGAUUCGGCCAUCGUGACUGCGCUGACAGUUAUUUUCUCUCUCCUGUGUGUGCUGAUGAUCGCUGGCUUUUUGGGUCACGCCGGUCACAUUGAAGGUCGAUCGAUGAGUGAUGAAAUGACCUCGGGGACUUCCCUUGUAUUCAUCGCCAUGCCGAGUAUCCUAAGCACCUUGUCUGGGGCUAGGGUGUGGCUUUGUGUCUUCUUUCUCAUGAUAUUCAUGAUGGCCUUUGGGUCCCAGAUGCUAGCUACAGAAGCAAUAGUGACGGCCCUUACCGAUGAGUGGUUCCCGAGGCAUCUGAGCAAUCCUCGGCGGAUGGUGUUUAAGUCUAUGUUCGCUUUUCUUAUCUGUGCAAUAUUCUUUGCUCUUGGAGUGCCAUAUGUUACUUCAGCCGGUGGCUAUGUUUUGACGUUGUUGGAUAAUUUUGCCGCCACGUGGACUCCACUCUUCCUCUGUCUUUUUGCUUGUAUUGCCAUAACAUGGGUUUACGGAGUUGCUACUUACGCCUUCGAUGUUCAGACGAUGCUCGGCCAUAAACCUAACUACGCAAUCCUUGGGAACUUGCUGGUCCUGGCGCCACUUUUCCUUACAUUCGUUAUCAUUGCCCGGUGCAUAUUCCACAAGGCAGGGUUGUAUUACUCUGACUACACUGGUAUGUACCAGUACCCGUGGUGGGCAGAAGCGAUUGGCUGGUCGGUGACUGUUCUGUCUCUCUUGAUGGUAGCACUCUUUGCCUUUAUUCAUAUUCUACGGGUCACGGCUUGUAACAAGAACCAUUCCGGAUCGUCUUCCUGGCGAGAGAGAGUAUUCGGUUCCUCGGAGGAAUGGACCAGGCGCAAAGAACACUACCUGGCCUCCUUACCAUCUGACUCAGAACCAACCUCAGCAGGCGACUCCCCGAACGACAAGCUCAUAGGAUAUCCUGUCAUAAUGGAGAGCAGAACCUGAGCUUCCCUUGAAGUAGUCCGCCGAGGCUGACGAAAUGAGCUGGGUCCAGGCCGGUCUACCCAUUGGCCAACUCGUGCUAAGCGCCACCUGCAUUAAAAUCUAUGAAACAGACCACUUGGUUUCGCAUUUGCCUUGCUCAACUUGAGCCAUUUAGGUCCGACUGAUACCUGAUACCUGAUCUGUUGUCCUAAAAUUGUUUAUCAUGGGAUCUCGGAAAGCUUGGCGGGGCAACACCAUAGCCAGGAAUGUGACCAAGACAAACAAUUAUAUUAGCUGGUGAUAAAAAUAGUACGUGACCAGCUUCUGAACUCAACCCAGGUGAGGUCAACUGUCAGGUUGGUGAAAAACAGCAUCCAUCGCUUUCUCAGUCACUGCGAAUCCAAAUGGUCUGGAAAGAGGUUGUUGCCGAAUCGAAAGUGAACUAUCGUCUACCAUAAUUUGUUAGAUGUUGGACAAUCAUUUACAUUACAAACAAAAAUAUGUUGAGGGAUAACAAAACAACUUUGGUGUUGAAGGGGGGGGUAUGUUUUGGUAAUGCUGAAGCAAAAGCAAAGACAUGGUGUGGAAAUUGUACAAUGAAAGCAUUGUAAUACAUGUAAUAGUAAAUGUAGUCGCUAAUUCAGAUCCAUCUACUGGUGGCCAGUGUCUUUUGGCUGUGACCACCAUAACUUACCGGAAGUGAUGUCGUUUCGUUAAUCCCCCAGGGAGAUGUCUGAUAUUAUUCUGCCUCAUGGUAUUUUUCUACAACCUUCGAAUUUUGUACUGUACUUGUCAACCCUUGGUGCCAUCUCUUAUUUUGUAUCUUAUAUGCAUAUAAUAUUUUGUUGAGAGGAUAAAAAAGAACAUGCCGGUUGGCACUUAUUACGAUAACUGUUUUAGGGACACAAGAUGCCAGCAAGUUCAAUGUCAUCAGAAAUUACCUUGGCCAGCAAGGUUGUUAGAUCUUAUUUUCCGCAACCUCACUAUGAGGGGAUUCACUCAGAAUUUUUAUGAGAUCUGUUUACCAUAUUUGUUAUAUACCCAUCUCUACGAUGUUAUACUUAUUUGCUAGACACGUAAUUCUACUUUGCUACUCAUAUAUAUACAUGUGCACAAUCUAUAAAUACACAAUGUUGCCAUACUACAAUAAGCUGUAGAUUGAAAUGAAAUAUAAUAAUUUGUACAUUUUAAA